Chelonus insularis is the source of this 1536-nucleotide messenger RNA. Its product is annotated as ovalbumin-related protein X-like. NCBI's taxonomy places the organism in Eukaryota, Metazoa, Arthropoda, Insecta, Hymenoptera, Braconidae. Bases 194 to 1498 code for a protein of 434 amino acids. The record is from RefSeq and is a predicted model, not a curated record. The transcript has 7 exons. Gene Ontology annotation, molecular function: serine-type endopeptidase inhibitor activity.
CUGAUGGUGGACUAAAGAAAUUUAAGAAAACAACUCAACACAUCAUGUUUAGUUCUAAAAAACUUGACUAUAUUCAUGGGAGGCAGUAGUAUCGUACAGUCAUCAGCUGAGAUGAUGAAACGUCAGUUUAUCAGUUCAUUGUCAUUAUCAGAUUAAUUCACAUUUUAAGAUAUCUUAUUCUAUUUUUAAUUAAAUGUUGCUUUUAUUCCAUGAUAAUUUAAAGAAAAUUUAUGUAUUUAAUGAUAAUAAAAAUAGUAAAUACAACGAACUUGAUUAUUUAAGAAGGAGAUUAUUCACUCUUAUAUUUUUAUUUAUCAUUUCAAUUCAAAUGGCAUCAGCUGAAGAGAAUAAUUCAUUUUUUAAAUCUGAUUCUUGUUCAAUAUUUACUUCAAAAGUUUAUAAAACAAUUAUAGAAGAAGUUAAUGGAAAUAUUAUUUCUUCACCUAUCAGUAUUCAUCUUUUACUAUCAUUCCUUUCUCAUGGCGCCAAAGGAAAAACAGCCGACGAAUUGAUAGACAAUCUUUAUAUCGAAGAUUUCGAUCAACUGUCUACUGAGUACAAAAAUUUUAUUUCCACGUUAAAUAACAUAGAAAAAGUAGAACUCCAUAUCGCAAAUUCAGCAUAUUUACAUGAUAAUGUUCAAUUAUUACCAAAAAUUUCAGCAUUAGGAAUAGAUUUCUACAAUUUUGCUGUAUCAAAAAUAAACCUUCAAGAUAAUGUAAAAGUUGCUGAUCAGAUAAAUAAAUGGAUAAUGGAAAAAACAAAAAACAAAAUAAAUGAUAUCAUCAAUUCAGACGAUAUCACAGCAGAUACGAGAAUGAUUCUAGUUAAUGCCAUUUAUUUUAAAGGAUUGUGGAAAUUUCCUUUCAGUCGUAAAGAUACAACUAAUGAACCUUUUUACUUAACAAAAGAAAAUUAUAAACUAGUACCGAUAAUGAAGAAAAAAAUUCGUUAUGCUCAUGGUGAAUUACCUCAAAUGAAUUCGAGGUUCAUUGAAAUUCCAUAUACCAAUGAGAAUUUGAGUAUGGUCAUUAUAUUACCUAAUGAAAUUGAAGGAUUAAAUUCAUUGGAGCAAAAUUUUGAUUGGAAUUCUAUCGUUAAUGCCGAACCAAGUCAUCAAGAGAUAAUCAUUCAUUUACCGAGAUUUACAAUUGAAUCAACGUUGAAUCUUAAAUCAAUUCUUAAUAAGAUUGGAAUUAAAACUAUGUUUGAAAAUACAGCAAAUUUUUCUGGAAUGACAGAAACUCCAGUAAAGGUCAGUAAAGUCAUUCAAAAAGCCUUUUUGGAAAUUAAUGAAGAAGGCUGUGAAGCUGCAGCAGCAACAGUAAUGAAAAUUCGAUUAAGAAGAAUGAUUGAAGAUCCAGAAGUAUUUCUAGUUGAUCAUCCUUUUUUAGUUGCUAUUCGUCAUAAAGACAGUAACAUUCCAUUAUUUAUUGGAAGAGUACAAGAUAUUGAUGUAAAUCGUCUAUUACUUAGCGAUAAAAGAGACGAACUGUAAUUAAUUAAAAAAAAUAAACAGUUUUUCAAACCAUGAAA